AUGAAUCCAACCAAAGCUGACAUUUUUACCCUGGAAGAAUUUGCUGGAGAAAUUUUCCAGUAUUUACAACGUUUCAAGUGCUUUCCCGAGGGCAAGAGUAAUAACAGUACAAAGUGCUCGACACUCGAGUCAGGAUCCACUCAGCGUGUGCUAGAUUCUUCUCAAAACUCCAUCGAGGACACCAUGCAGUCAACAAACUCAGGCAAAAGUUUUACUCUCGUUGAUGAAUCUCCGUAUUUAGCUCCUGUUAGCAGCAAACCUCCAGAGCAACUGUUGGGUCCACCUUCGACUCCACAACCACGCGCUUCAAGCACUCCGUUGUCGGAGUUGGAGAGACAGUUGCAGUCGGCGGGAAAGAAACCACCGGGUAAAAAAAGCACUCCGAGCUCGCCUUUCCAUGUCAACACACCACAAACGCCUUGCGGAGCGACUGCCGAGCAAAUGUUGGGAAAAUGCAGCAGAAACUCCACAACCACGCGCUCCUAG
Cotesia congregata is the source of this 486-nucleotide messenger RNA. The record is from the annotation of a GenBank genome assembly. NCBI's taxonomy places the organism in Eukaryota, Metazoa, Arthropoda, Insecta, Hymenoptera, Braconidae.